AUGUCUUUGCUGCUUGCCAAAAUAUUCGGUUGCGCCUUUGUGCUGACCAUCAGCUGUGCGACACUUGGCGCCGCCUUACACGUGCCCUACAGCAAUGACUUGGAAGUUCAAGGUAUACAGUCGGCGAUCUACAAUGCUGGACCACUUGGCAAUCAUGCUGGCCUUUUAAGUGCCGCCAAGGCUGUUAGCCAAUUGCAGCUGCCCAAAUUGAGUGAUGCGGUGGAGCAGCAUGACUUCAGCAGUGAUGAUGGUCACGUGGAGUCGCUGGGCGUGGCUGGUGAUCACUUGGAUCCGAAACAUUUUCCUGCUGAUUAUGCCGAAGAUCAUGGCGCCACUGCUGAGGAAUAUGAAGAGGCCGAGGCUGCUGGCUCAGAACACCUCGAAGAGGUUGCACACGCCGACUUUGGCGGACAUGAGUUUUUGGAUAAGCUGGACUUCCAUGGAGAUUACCACGACGACUAUCAUCAGCAGCCUGUGGUGGGCAUUGACCAUGGCAAGGGCGCUUUCAGUUACAGCACUUUGUACGAGCACAAGCACGAUGAGCAGAAAGGCUUGUAUUGA
This is a messenger RNA of Bactrocera tryoni, 561 nucleotides long. RefSeq lists its product as uncharacterized. The record is from RefSeq and is a predicted model, not a curated record. The transcript has a single exon. Lineage: Eukaryota; Metazoa; Arthropoda; Insecta; Diptera; Tephritidae. The coding region runs from base 1 to 561 and encodes 186 amino acids.